Molecule: messenger RNA, 688 nt
Organism: Cuscuta europaea
Lineage: Eukaryota; Viridiplantae; Streptophyta; Magnoliopsida; Solanales; Convolvulaceae
Source: the annotation of a GenBank genome assembly
CUGGAAUCGGUGGGCGUAGCUCAUCCUUUUUUUCUAGAGAGGGAGAAGAAUGGCGCAGAGAAUAUGGAAUCCCAGUACCAAAGACGUUGUUGAGAAAGCGCUGAAAAGGGUGGAGUCGGUAUUAAAACCAAAUUACGUGUCCAAUAAUAUAUACUCCGCGUUCGGUACAUAUAGACUUACUAAAGAUGUGAAAGAGGCGAUGCAGGAUCUCAAGAUAGAGCUGACGUGGAUGAAAUGCUUCCUCCUCACCGGCGAAAGAACCGAGCACGGAAAGGUGGUUGCCGCCGUCUGGUCUUCCGCCAUCGAACUCCUUGCCGGAAGUGAGGUUCAUGGACUUCUAGGCACCGAUGAUCGCUUCCAACCCGUCAUAAUUAACACCACAGAAUUGACCAAAAAUCUUUGCAAAAAGUUUGCUAAUCUUAGACAAAUGAUACAACCUUUUCUCAUUAUGACAUGUCUCUCUCAUGUUACCUUAUCGCCAGGUUCAUGAUUUUCUCCACUUGUUUAAGAAUAUCAUCACAUUGUAUCGUUAAUGGAACAAAUAUGUAUUGAAGGCUACUCUCAACUUGAGAGUCUCAAUUGAGGGAUACCCUGUUUUUAUUGUUUUUCCAUUUUGUCUACUCUGUUAUCUUUCCCUCAUCCUCUUUCAUGUAUCUGUAGCUCUUGACCUUGCUUGUGAUCAUUUCCC